Molecule: messenger RNA, 433 nt
Organism: Cetraspora pellucida
Lineage: Eukaryota; Fungi; Glomeromycota; Glomeromycetes; Diversisporales; Gigasporaceae
Source: the annotation of a GenBank genome assembly
AUGGGAGACGAAGAACAUCAUCACGAGUUCCAGGAAUCUGGAUCCGGUGCUUCAGCCACCUACCCUCUUCAAUGCUCAGCUCUUAGAAAGGGUAGACCAUGUAAGAUCGUUGAAAUGACCACUAGCAAGACCGGCAAACAUGGACACGCUGCAAUUCACCUUGUUGGUAUCGAUAUUUUCACUGGAAAGAAAUGCGAAGAUAUUUCUCCUUCUACUCAUAACAUGGAUGUCCCAAAUGUUAAUCGCACUGAAUACCAAGUUAUAAAUAUUGAUGACAAUUUCUUGAGCUUGAUGUUAAGUGACGGCUCCACCAAGGAUGAUGUUCGUGUUCCUGAAGGUGAAUUGGGUGAAAAGCUCCAAGCUGAUUUUGAUGAAGGCAAGGAGCUUUAUGUGACUGUUAUUAGUGCGAUGGGAGAGGAAGCUGUUAUCUCCU